AUGCUGGCCGUCGACGAACACGCGUGGGAGCGCAGCGCCUGCGAACCCGGGCCCAAGGAGCUCCGCGAUCUCAGCCUUGAAGAUGAUGAUCAUGGAGACAUCGCGCUCGUCCACGCGCAUGCCGUAGCUGCGCAGGAUGCUGCGCACAGGCACAUCGCAGCAGUCCACGAAUGUCUUGCGCACGCCCAGCCUUGGCGAGAUGCUGCUCCCAACGAGCUCCAUGCACCAUUUAGUGCUGGAUGGGCUACAGGUAUGGUUAUUUAUCACAAAGAUUCUAUUUAUGUUUCUUUGACUGACCAUGCACAUGGUCUUUAUAAAUAUAUUAUUCUGUACUACUUGUCCCAUGAUGUAAUGGCUUACCUAUUGGAAUUUGCAGCAAGGCCAGCCAAGCUUGUUAAAGAUUGUGAAAUGACUGCUCCAGAGACAACUAUUCUUUACCCUAAUGCAGGUGGUAACAUUCACACUUUCAGAGCCAUCACACCUUGUGCUCUCUUUGAUGUCCUUUCUCCACCAUACUCCGCUGAGGAUGGGCGGCACUGUUCAUACUUCCGAAAGUCUCAAAUGAAUCAACCACCUGGUAUGUGGAGAUCUUGA
Molecule: messenger RNA, 594 nt
Organism: Miscanthus lutarioriparius
Lineage: Eukaryota; Viridiplantae; Streptophyta; Magnoliopsida; Poales; Poaceae
Source: the annotation of a GenBank genome assembly